Messenger RNA from Pararge aegeria (speckled wood butterfly), 4111 nucleotides. RefSeq names its product DNA topoisomerase 2-binding protein 1 (gene mus101). NCBI's taxonomy places the organism in Eukaryota, Metazoa, Arthropoda, Insecta, Lepidoptera, Nymphalidae. The record is from RefSeq and is a predicted model, not a curated record. The transcript has 26 exons. The coding region runs from base 130 to 4053 and encodes 1307 amino acids. Gene Ontology annotation, biological process: mitotic G2 DNA damage checkpoint signaling; mitotic DNA replication checkpoint signaling; DNA replication initiation.
AAAUCGCGCGCGAUUGUAAUUUCUCACAGUUUACGAAUAUAUGGUUUUAAAAUAGGAUGCACAUUAAAUAUUAGUUUAUAAAGUUAUUUAAACUGUUUAUUAAAUUUUAUCCCUAGACCAAGCUCGAAAAUGAAUGAGGACAUUAAUGUUACUUUUAUUAUCCCCUUAGCUUGUAGUAAUGAAAAUGAAUGUUCCGAUGAAAUGCAACUCGCUUUUACCGCAUGUGAACAGCACAGUGGAGGUGGAAUCAAAGCUCAGUGGGUCCAUCAGACCAAAUGGAGAACAUUUGAGGGGCUGACGAAGAGAGAUGUGUUGGUGUUGGCAGAAUUUGAAGGGGAGUUUUAUGAAAAACUGAGAAACACUAAAUGCUUGCUAGUUGGUCCCAGGUGUUUAUCAUGUUGCUUAAUGGAAGGAUCGCCCAUCCCUUCAGGGCCAGAACCUGUAUUCACUAUUGCUAUGAGAGGCCUGAUAGUUACCGCAAGUGGCAUGACUAAGCAGCAGAAGGCAAACAUAAAAAAGAAAGUGCAUUGGAUGGGAGGACAGUAUAGUACAGUUUUGGCCGAGGAUACAACACAUCUUAUAUCCAACACGGUGCUCUCUGACAAGUACAUUAAAGCAGUGGAAAGAGGUAUACCAGUAAUGAACGAGACGUGGCCGGACGCCGUCUGGGAAGCUUCCAUGCGACUCAACGUGAACGGGUCGUCCACUGACUUCGAAGGACAUAGAUUACCAACGUUUGCUAAUUUACAGGUUACCACAACAGGAAUAUCGAAGAAGGAAAAGCUUCUUACAAUGAAGCUCAUAAAUGAAAAUGGUGGAACAUUCACGGGGGCCUUUCAGAGCGAGGUCACAGACAUCGUCGUGCUGACGAAAGAGGGAGUGGGCAGCGAAAAGUACAAAGCGGCACUGGAAUACGGCAAAGCGUGCGUGCUGCCCGCAUGGGUAGUGGACUCUGCCGCUAUGGGAGUGGCUUUGCCGCUCGCAAAGUACAAAGUCGCCGGCGCGUCUACUUCCUCGCCCCUCGCAGAGCAUCGCGUACCUGACAUGAGUCUAAACUUUUCGCGUAUAACGAAUAUCCGGCCUCCUAAUAAUUUCGUAGACGAAAGUAGAUCGGUCGAUAUAACAACAUUGUCUGCAAGAAUGAAGCUAUCACAAGAGAGCAAAAAGUCAUAUGACACAUCGAUUGACAAGGAGAUGUUGUCGGAGUUUGAGAAGUUCGACAUGAGUUGCAUUAAGAAAGCUGGACCUAUUUUUGAUGGAUUCUGUAUCUGGAUAACGGGUCUCGAGGGUGUGUGCCGGGAGCGUGCGGCGGCGUGCGUUUCGCGGUGCGGCGGCGUGCGGUACGACUGCCCGCACGAGCGCGUGACGCACGCACUUGCGGGUACGGGUGCGGCGGCGAGCGCGGCGCUCGCUGCGUUGCCCAGUGUACCAAUCCUAAGUCCUCUGUGGUUGCUACGCAGCGUUCUUGCAGGGAAGGCGUUGGAUGAAGCUGAGUAUCUAAUUGAGAAGAAGAUCACAACACCGGUCAAAUCGAGCGCUCGGAAGGCGCGAAUCGAACCGGCGUCCCCAAUGAGCAAGCGGAACCUUCAGCUACUGAGGCAUGGGCCCCUCGACCUGCCGCCUCCCGCUCCGGAAAUAGUGGAGCCGCAAGAACAUCAAGACGAAAUAGUUAAUCAUUAUCUGAGUCAAAUAGUACCCGAGCCGCAAGAGAAGACCCCAGAGCCGGUUGCACCGCUCGAGCCUUUGCAGGAACAACCGGAUGUCACUGAUGAUAUGGCCGAUGAACCCACUGAAGAGGUUGAACAGAUAUUCAGAGGCAUUAAAAUUGAAGUGCACGGUCUCGAUGAGGAAGCGAUUUGCGAGAUCGGUGCAGAGGUGGCUGCCGCUAGUGGGCUGCUGGUGGCGUCUGGUGCGGGCGGGGACUACGUGUUGGUGCCGUUGGACUGGGAUGCCACGUCGCAUAUUGAACAUAUCACAGUGUUUUGGAUCAAAGACUGUCUCUCGCAGCAAGAAUUACUACCGAUACAGUACUAUCAUCGGCCUGUGAAGUUGCCUCAGUGGGAAGGCCCCGGACCUUUGGAGGGCGUGGUGGCGAGCCUCAGCACGUACAGCGGAUUUGAGCGUGCGUUUCUGGACGAAUUGGCCAAGUUAUUGGGAGCCGUAACUCAGCUGCGUUUCUGUCGCCGAAACACGACGAACGCUAUGGCGUCUACUCACCUGAUAUGCCCCACGCCCACGGGUGACAAAUACCAGGGCGCAGUCAAAUGGUCGCUGCCCGCUGUCACAGCUGACUGGCUGUUGGAAUGUGCUAGAACCGGCACCAAGGUCAGCGAGUGUGGUUACCUUGUGGGAGACACUAAAGCACCAGUUAUUCCCGAACAACAAGAGCCUCCUGAAGAUCAAGAAGCAGAACAACGGAGCAAACAGACAAGAAUAGAACAAGAAGAAACGCCAACAGAUGUGAUAGACAAAGAAAACGCCAUGUUACCUCCAAAAGUAUCAAAUGUGCCACGACGGGGAUCCAUGCCUAGCAGAGAACAAACGCCUAAAGGGAAAAUGGCUAAUGAUGGAGAUAUGUCGCCGGCGUCUCGGUACAUAGCAAUGGCUCGACUAGGUUUAUUUGGUGGCGAUUCACAGGAGACGCCGAAGCGAUUGCAAGAACUCAAGGACGAUGCUAAACAAGGCGAUGCAGCAUUCAGAACACCGCCCUUAGAUGACGCGUUAUCAACUCCGAACCUCAUGAGAUUAAGUCCCACCACACGGAGAAGGUUACAGGCCAUCAAAAGGGGUGAAAUACCUUCAGAUACUCUACGGACACCUGUGGAUCCAUUCGACAAAAAGACUGAAACUCCAGACAGUGCGUUCGGGGCGAUACUCAGGCCCGGCUCGGGACGUCUAUCGCCAGAAUCUAGAAAAAGACUGUGGAAGGUCGUCCAAGAUCUACCGUCCAAACAGCAGACGCCCACAGAAGAAAAACAUCAAGCUACUCCACUCUCCGAGAUCCGGAAUCGUUUUCUUGCGCAAUUCAACUCUGACGCGCCGACACCUCCCUCUGAACACCACGCCGGCCCCAGGAAACUACAUCUAGGGGAAGAUGCGGAAACCCCACCACCGAAAAUGGCCAAGUUUAAUCAAGAGCAAAGCGCAGGGGGCCUCAACGUAUCAGGAGCUGACGAAAGCACAAAAAGCGCUUCAAGCACUUCAACCGCUAGCAAUUCUCUUCCAGCGGUUGUUGACGUCCAGCUGCAAAAGCUGAGCGCUGCGCUCACGGGCAGGCCUAGUUUACAGCGUAAAAGGCCUCGGGACUCUACCGCAGUAAAUCCAGGCCCAGAAUUGGACGCCGGUCCAGAUUCUCAACCAAACACUGUAGGUUGGGACGACACGACCCCAGCGAGGCAAGUCAAGAAAUUCAUGCUGUCUUCCAAUGUUGACAACCACGAAGAGAUAGCGGAAAUGAUUCGCUACCUAGGCGGGGACAUAUCUGAAGGCGGUGAACUGGAUUUGGAAGCGACCCAUCUAUUAUGUUCAGCACCGGGCAGAAGUGAGAAAAUGUUGGGUUCCGUAGCGGCGGGGAAGUGGGUGCUGCAUCCAGCUUAUGUGGCCCGGAGUCGAGCGGCCGGGAAAUUCUUACCGGAAGAAGAAUACGAAUGGGGUAAUCCAAUCGCAACUUGUCUUCCAACAUUGUCCGGGGCGGAAAAGACCCUCGGCAGGGCGGCGCAUCGCUGGCGAUCUAGCCGCGCGGCUGGUAACCCGGGGCCGUUCGCUGGAAUGACUGCGUUGUUACACGUGCCCGCGGCCAGGAAGCGUCUGUUGACCAGGUUACUGGAAGCUGGCGAAGGGACUUCUGUGGACGAUGAACCACCAUAUACAGACGACAGUAUAUCAGUAUGCUUCGCAGAUAUAAAACGCUACCCUUUAUCAGACCGCGACGCGGCGUGGUUCAUAUCGAAGCGCAUACCCGUAUGUCCGCCGGUGCUUCUCAGUUCUUACCUCACCGACGACGUACCGCCCAACCCGGUCGAACACUGUCUACCCGAUUAUAGACCUAAAUGAUAUGUGGUAUAGAGCUUAUUUUACCUUUUUACUGUAUUAAAGUAUUCGUUUAAUUUUU